This is a messenger RNA of Macadamia integrifolia, 601 nucleotides long. Its product is annotated as 10 kDa chaperonin, mitochondrial-like. The transcript has 3 exons. Bases 160 to 453 code for a protein of 97 amino acids. NCBI's taxonomy places the organism in Eukaryota, Viridiplantae, Streptophyta, Magnoliopsida, Proteales, Proteaceae. The record is from RefSeq and is a predicted model, not a curated record. Gene Ontology annotation, molecular function: protein folding chaperone; protein-folding chaperone binding; metal ion binding. Gene Ontology annotation, cellular component: mitochondrial matrix.
UAAAAACUCGACAAACCCUAAAGCUUAAAUUUUCUGUGACCAUCUCGGAUUCCAGAAGCUCCCAAGUUUCAAAGCUACAGGCUUGCUUCUCCCACGACUGCUCUCGCUCCAUCUCUCACUUGUUUUAAAGAGAAGAUUUUCCAUUUGGAGCUCUGCUUUAUGGCGAAGCGUCUGAUUCCAAGCUUAAACCGGAUCCUGGUGGAGAAGAUCGUCCCUCCUUCGAAGACUACUGCUGGUAUUCUCCUUCCUGAGAAGACAAACCAGCUAAAUUCGGGGAAAGUGGUGGCAGUAGGACCAGGAUUACGAGACAAGACAGGGAAUGUCAUCCCUGUUUCCGUAAAAGAGGGGGAUACUGUUCUAUUGCCCGAUUAUGGUGGCACCCAAGUCAAACUCGGUGAAAAAGAGUUCCAUCUGUAUAGGGACGAUGACAUUCUGGGUACUCUACUCGAUUGAUUGGUUGAUUGAUUCUCAUGAAAAUGAUGAGCAUAUAGAUUAGAUGAAGAGGGUUUCUAUGUUUCUUCUGCUGUUUUUGGUGAAAUGCGAGGUUAAUGUAUCGUGCUUCCAUUAGAGAGUUCUGAAUCAAUCGAAGCAAUUUCGAUUA